Molecule: messenger RNA, 1276 nt
Organism: Fopius arisanus
Lineage: Eukaryota; Metazoa; Arthropoda; Insecta; Hymenoptera; Braconidae
Product: zinc finger CCCH domain-containing protein 10-like
Exons: 2
Source: RefSeq, a predicted model, not a curated record
AAAAUUGACGAGUUAAAGAAACAGGUGAGCGAUUUAACAGCGACAAACGAAUUUCUGCUUGAUCAAAAUGCUCAACUUAGGAUGUCUGGCAAGCGGACUGCUAACGUGACAGCCGUAACAGUACCAGCUGUAACAAUAACAAAUACAGUCCCCCCAUCUCAAGCACCAACACCUCAGCAAAUGGUGAAUGCAGCAGUUGCAGCGGGAACUCUGAGAACAGUGACAGCGAGUGUUGCCACUGUUCCCGUCAGCAUUGCAACAGUAACUCCAGUUUCAAUUGCUGCUGUAUCAAUGGCUCCUGUAUCAAUACCACCACCAAUUGUUACAAUGGCUCAGCAGACGAUAACAAUGAGUGGAUCUGGACCACAGCCUGCCAAUCAACAGCAACCCAACUCCCAACAAUCUGCAAGCUUACCACUAUCAAUAUCUGGUGCUACAGCACCCCUCGUUUCUUACCCCAUCAUGACUCAAGAGCUCAGGCCUGUGUUACAAUGAAAUUAAAUAACAAGCGUAUUCACAAGGUGAAUUCAAAUCUAUUACAUAUUUUCAUUACAAAAAGGGACACAACUGUUAAUGAGACAUCUCAAAUACUAUUUUUUAUACAAGUUCUGAAAUGAUCUUGUGUCGCGGUGAGUGUGCACCCUAUCUCCAAGACAUUGCAAUACUAUACUCAUAGAAGGGUGGGGUAAUAUGGAUACAGUUUUCAAAUAAUUUUUUAAAUUGCACAGGAUAUUGCCGAAAUUUCAUUUCGUUGAUAUUAGAAUGUAUAUUAAGCACUAUCGCUAACAUGAGACAGUGUCUAGAUAGUCUUAGGGGGAGGAAAAAACUCUCCAAUGGACAUCUUAAUUCCCCUCGAUUUGGAUAUAUUCGUGGAAAAUUCAUUUUCAAAUUCAGUUCAGCAGUUGAGUGGUAAAUGGGAAGUUCCGCUAUGUAAGAAGUUACAGAUAAAAUUUCCAUUUUACACCACCCUUCCUGCAGUUUCAUAGUGUCUGUAUGAAGGCAUGAGUACAUUUGUCUCAAAAAACAGUUCAUACAAAUGUAUCAUAUAGAUUUUUCUACAAACCUACUCUAUACAUAGCUAUAUGUAUUGAGAAAAACGGUAAUUUCCAAAAAUACCUCUGCCUUUUUAUGAGUGAAUUAAAGAAUAUGUUCUAAAGCUAUAAUAGUAUAUUCAUAUACAAUCACGGAAAAGUGGUUUUGGGACUCACAAGUUAACAUUAUUAUUUCCUCAAUCUUCCACUGGAAGGAGACCUAUCAGGCAACUUAUCUGCGGUUA